AUGAAUACGAGCCCAGAGUCUCCUCAUUUCGAAUUAAGAUUACAACGGAACCCUCGCUGUAAUUUCCUUAAUGGCCAGCAGGAAGAUAUCAAGAUGCGGAUAUCUGUUCGUCGCACCGGGCUGGGACUUCUCCAAUCCGCUCUACAGAACAAAGCGGGGGGCCGAGCUCCGGCGCCGAGGAGUGUCGAAAAAGAUUCGUUUAAAGUCCGAAUGAAUUUUGGCAAUAUUAAUCAAGGUGCCAGAUAA
Danaus chrysippus (African queen) is the source of this 246-nucleotide messenger RNA. Lineage: Eukaryota; Metazoa; Arthropoda; Insecta; Lepidoptera; Nymphalidae. The record is from the annotation of a GenBank genome assembly.